Molecule: messenger RNA, 956 nt
Organism: Brassica oleracea var. oleracea
Lineage: Eukaryota; Viridiplantae; Streptophyta; Magnoliopsida; Brassicales; Brassicaceae
Product: WRKY transcription factor 55-like
Exons: 3
Coding region: 8-865 (285 amino acids)
Biological process (GO): regulation of DNA-templated transcription
Molecular function (GO): DNA-binding transcription factor activity; sequence-specific DNA binding
Source: RefSeq, a predicted model, not a curated record
AUUAAAAAUGGAAGAGGUAAUGUCAAUGAUCUUCCAAGGAUUGAAACUGGUUAAGGAGCUUGAGUCUAGCUUACCGGAAAAGUCACUAGAAGCUCUAUCGACCUCUCUCGACGAGAUCACGAGGACAUUUGGUGAUGCAAAUGAGCGGCUGAAGAUAGUUCUUGAAUUCAGAAACUCGGUGGUUGUGUCUUGUUCAGACCAGUUGCUAAUGCAGAAUGAACCGGGUCUGAUGCAAGAGUAUUGGUUAAGGUGUGGCGGGUCCACGUCAUCUCAGGGAACCGAAGCCAUGACUCCAAGGCAGAUCAUGGCCGUUGAAGAUGGCAGAAGAAACUUGACGCCUGCAGAAAGAUCAGGCGGCUCCAGUAGCAAUCCUUCCACGCCAAGGCAACGCAGAAGGAAAAACGAAGGAGGAGAACACGUGGUGUUGAUGGCGGCGUUAAGGACAGGAAACAUAAAUCUACCACCUGACGAUAACCAUACUUGGCGUAAAUACGGUCAAAAGGAAAUUCUCGGUUCUAAGUUUCCUAGGGCGUACUAUAGAUGCACCCACCAAAAGUUAUACAAUUGUCCAGCUAAGAAGCAAGUACAACGCCUCAAUGACGAUCCCUUCACCUUCCGAGUCACUUACCGUGGUUCACACACUUGCCACACCUACUCAACCGCUUCCGCCGCUGCCCCCACCACUCCAGUUACAACUAGCUUUUCCCUUGACUACGGUCCCCCUUUCUUCGACAUGGCUGAUGCUAUGAUGUUUGGUAGCAGUGGGAUUGGGGCCAACAUGGACAUAUAUCCUUUCAAUGAUCCAAGUCAUCAUGACGAUCACUGUUACCGGCGGUCGGAAGACGGCGACGACGGAGACAAGUAAGAUUCAUGUAUCUAUACAUAGAAACUAGAAAGGACAUGUCUGAUUUAAUUUAUUAUUACUAUCAAAAGUUCUGCAUCAUUACACGUGAUUC